This is a messenger RNA of Empidonax traillii (willow flycatcher), 2540 nucleotides long. RefSeq names its product quiescin sulfhydryl oxidase 2 (gene QSOX2). NCBI's taxonomy places the organism in Eukaryota, Metazoa, Chordata, Aves, Passeriformes, Tyrannidae. Gene Ontology annotation, cellular component: Golgi membrane. The record is from RefSeq and is a predicted model, not a curated record. Gene Ontology annotation, biological process: protein folding. Gene Ontology annotation, molecular function: protein disulfide isomerase activity; flavin-dependent sulfhydryl oxidase activity. Bases 1 to 2037 code for a protein of 678 amino acids. The transcript is spliced from 13 exons.
AUGGCCGGCGCGUUGCUAUGGCUCCCGCUCCCGGUGCCGCUCCCACUGCUGCUCCCGGUGCUCCUGGCGGCGGCCGCGGCCGCUCGGCUCUACCGGCCCGGCCACGACCCGCUGACCGUGCUGACGGCCGGCUCGGUGCGGCCGGCGCUGCUCAACUCGUCGGCCGCCUGGGUGGUGCAGUUCUACAGCUCGUCCUGCGGCCACUGCAUCGCCUUCGCUCCCACCUGGCGGGCGCUGGCGGGGGACGUCAAAGACUGGGAACCUGCAAUCAGAGUUGGGGUGCUGGACUGCGGGGAGGAGGAGAACUAUGAGACCUGCAAGGAAUACGAGAUUCACUAUUACCCCACCUUCAGGUACUUCAAAGCAUUUACAAAGCAGUUUACUACAGGAGAAAGCUAUCAAGCAGGAGCCGACAGAGAGCUGCAAACAGUCCGUCAGAUGAUGAUUGACUUCCUCCAGAACCAUUCCCAGGAGGUCAGACCACCUGCUUGCCCACCACUGGACCCAGUUUGGUCCAGUGAUAUCACUUCUCUUUUUGACAAGAACAGCCACCACUACACUGCCAUUGUGUUUGAAAGCAACAGCUCCUACGUGGGACGAGAGGUGAUCUUGGACUUGAUCCAGUAUGAAAACAUCGUGGUGAGGAGGGCCUUGAAUUCUGACAAGGCUUUCCUGGAGAAACUGGGGGUUCCCUCAGUGCCCUCCUGCUACUUGAUCCAACCCAACGGGUCCCAUGGCUUAAUUAACAAUUUGAAGCCUCUCCGGUCUUUCUUUUCUUCAUAUUUAAAGUCACUGCCAGGGGUGAGGAAAAAACUCCUUUUGCCACUGCAGCUUCCUGCUCAAGAAAACAAAGAGGAGGGCACAGAAAUCAAGGUGUGGAAAGAGUUUGAUAAGACCAAGCUGUACAUGGCUGACCUUGAGUCGGGAUUGCAUUUCCUGCUCAGGGUGGAACUCGCCACGCACAAGACGCUGGAGGGAGCUGAGCUCAGGACCUUCAAGGAUUUUGUCACCAUCUCUGCCAAGCUCUUUCCUGGCCGUCAGCCUGUGGUGAAGUUGUUAGAGACCUUGCAAGAGUGGCUGGUGAGCCUUCCAUUAGACAAAAUCCCUUAUGAUGCUAUUCUGGAUCUGGUCAACAACAAAAUGCGGAUUUCUGGGAUAUUUCUCACCAAGAAGGUGCAGUGGGUUGGCUGCCAGGGCAGCAGACCAGAGCUGAGAGGUUACAGCUGCUCCCUUUGGAAGCUGUUCCACACCCUCACUGUCCAAGCUGCACUGAGACCAAAAGCCUUGCUAAAUACAGGUCUCGAGGACAACCCCCAAGUUGUGCUGCAGGUGAUGAGGAGGUACAUCCACCACUUCUUUGGGUGCAGGGCUUGUGCUCAGCACUUCGAGGAGAUGGCCAGGGAGUCCAUGGAUUCCGUGAAAAGCUGGGACAAGGCCGUGCUGUGGCUCUGGGAGAAGCACAACGUGGUGAACAACAGGCUGGCAGGCGAUUUGACCGAGGAUCCGAAAUUUCCCAAAGUCCAGUGGCCGACUCCAGACAUUUGCCCUGCAUGUCACGAGGAAAUUAAAGGCCUGCACAGCUGGAAUGAGGAGCAAGUCCUGCAGUUCCUGAAAUCCCACUACGACAGUGCCAACAUCCUCUACAAAUACACCGAGAGCCAGACUGACCCCAGUGACCCCGAGCAGGGAGACAACAGGGAUGGGAAGGACAAAAACCUGCUGAAGAAACCAGGGGGAAACAGAGAAAAUAAGAUCCAGGAGAAGGAAAACCCGGGAGAUCCGGGCUCCAAGGCCUUGGAGAAGCCAGCGGGGAAUCCCGGAGCUGUCCAAGGUAGCGGCAAAAACGCGGCGGCCUCGGUGAACCUCAAAGAGGUCAGGCAGGCCGUGUCCUUCCUGGGGAUUGGCUUCUCCAACAUCGACAUGAGCCUCUGUGUCAUCCUCUACGUGGCCUCCUCCCUGUUUCUGAUGGUCAUGUACUUUUUUUUCAGGAUGAGGUCCAAGAGGUGGAAGGUGAGGUAUUCCCGGGCCUCGGUGUAGGGAGUGCUCCGUGUUCGUGGCUGUUCCCAGGCACAGCUUUAACCUUUCUGAUCAGGGAUUUUGUACCCAGUGUUCCUUGUGGCAGAGCCCCCGAGGCAUUUGCAGGUGGUGGGUGUGAGGAGCUGGCUGUGGGGAGCCCGAGGCACACGUGGCUGUGCUCUGGAGGGAGCGUUGCAUGUGGCAGCGAGUGCAGAUUUUUCCAUGACUUACCACCGACAUCCUUUACUCAUUGUCAGAGUAAACAUUGCAUUAUGCAAUCCACUGUGCCUGCCGUGGGAGGAAAUUGAAUAUUGUUUGGUGAACUUCCAGUCAGGGGUUAUUUUUAUUUUUUAGUUUAUUCCAGAGGUGGUUUCACCUCCCCGAGUUCUGAACAGUUCCAGUGGUACUUUGGCUGCUUCUUUUGGAGGAGCAAGAAUUCAAUUCUGAGUUGGUUUUUUGUUUGGGUUUUUUUUUUUCCAGGAAACGAGUUUUAUUCUGAUUAAACCAUUUCUAAACCUCUGUGA